AUGACUUACAUGUAUCCAUCCAAAUUACAUUGUUUUAAAGUGAAAUAUUCACAUCAAUAUUUGUGUGUAUUUGCAGUGGUUUCGGUAAUAGCAAAAUUGGAUUUGGAGGAUCCUGAUGAAGGUGAACUUAUUCAAGGCUUACCACCAAAGUGUAGUUUAACAGAUCAUAAAUGUCUACAAAAAGAAUGUCCAAAGCGUCCAUUUGAAAGAUUUCAUCGUUGCUUGGCUGCAUGUCCACAAACAUGUGAGAAUUACGUCAAAAUAGGUAGUCAAGUGUGUAAUAAAUGUGUUGCUGGUUGUGUUUGUAUUGAUGGAUUUGUACGUAAUGAAUAUGAAAGAUGUGUUCCUCAUAACCAAUGUAAAAGAAAUUUUCACUGACAAUUACAAAUUAUUCUACAAGAUUUUUCAACUUAUCAAUUACAAAAAUGGUGCAGUCUGUAGCGUAGAAGAGAAUCGAAUUUAAGUUACAUACACCCAUGUACACC
This is a messenger RNA of Chrysoperla carnea, 485 nucleotides long. RefSeq lists its product as uncharacterized. The transcript has 4 exons. Lineage: Eukaryota; Metazoa; Arthropoda; Insecta; Neuroptera; Chrysopidae. The coding region runs from base 1 to 378 and encodes 125 amino acids. The record is from RefSeq and is a predicted model, not a curated record.